AAGUAUGUCACUAAAUCAUGUUAUAGAGGUGUUUGUUAGAAGCUCUGACUGAAAUUUUAUGGUGAAAGUGAAACUGUGGAAAGCAAUGGGAUUUUGAUAGAGAUGGGUAGAUAAGAUUUCGUUUGGUUACUGAAUUCCUUGGCCCAUAUAAUUCCAGAGGUGUUUUAUUUACUCUGUAGAUUGAAGGUCUCUCUUUUCACAUGGGUAGAGGGGAAAGAGCAAAGGGACUCAGCAAAUCAUGUAUUCUUCUCAUAGUGAUUGCUGGUAUGGAGAGGUUUGCAUUCAAAGGGGUGGCAUCCAAUUUGGUGACUUAUCUCACAGAUGUUGUGAAGAUGAGCAACUCUUCUGCUGCCAAGACUGUCAACGGUUGGUAUGGGUUCACAUCCAUGCUGCCACUGCUAGUGGCACCGCUGGCUGAUUCUUGUUGGGAUCGAUAUUCCACCAUAUUGGCUUCUUCUUUCCUGUAUGUUGUGGGGCUUGUGGCAGUAACGUCAACAGCAUUAACAAGGGCAUGGUCUCCACCAAGUACCCCAGGCUCCUCUUCUUUCCUCUUUUGGUCCCUCUGUUUAAUUUCACUUGGCCAAGGAGCAUAUAACCCAUCCUUGCAAGCCUUUGGAGCAGACCAACUUGAUGCCACCGAUGAAUUAUUGCCUUGUGGCAAAGAUGAUGAGAAGUCUGAUGAGAAGAGUCAGUUUUUCCAAUGGUGGUAUUUUGGAGUUUGCAGUGGUAGCUUGUUGGGUGUCACACUUAUGUCUUACAUCCAAGACACCUUUGGUUGGGUAUUAGGAUUUGCUAUCCCCACGGUUGCAAUGGUCACAUCAAUUGCAUUUUUCUCAUGUGGAAGCCGGAUCUAUGUUUACAAACCAGAUGAAGAGUUAGAUUGUAAGCCUUUUCAUACCAUAAUUCAUGCCAUCAAAGUAACAUUAUCAAAAUUGAGUAAGAGUAAAAUCACCUUACCAGAUGACAAUACCGAAAUGGUGGAGCUACAGCUUCAAGAGAAACCAAUGUGUCAUGACCAAUUGGUUAACAAUAAGAGCUUGGAUGAGAACCCCAAAAGUGGCACUUACCUGCUUGAAAAUUCUAAGAUUGUGCUGCGUCUUUUGCCCAUCUGGACAAUGCUACUAAUGUUUGCUGUAAUUUUCCAACAACCUGCAACAUUUUUCACUAAACAAGGUAUGGCAAUGAAGAGGAACAUUGGCAGGGACUUCAAGAUCCCACCCGCAACACUACAGAGUGCUAUUACGCUGUCUAUAAUCCUCCUUAUGCCUUUGUAUGAUAAGAUCUUUAUCCCAAUUACACGGAUGGUAACCCGUAGUGACAAAGGUAUCAGUGUAAUGCAGAGAAUGGGAAUUGGAAUGUUUCUCUCUAUCAUAGCCAUGAUCAUUGCUGCAAUUGUUGAAACAAAGAGGCUUGAGAGCAGUAGAAAAAUGCUAACCCAAGAUUCAGAAACAAUGCACCUCAGCAUCUUUUGGUUGCUACCUCAAUAUAUUCUCCUAGGCAUUUCAGACAUUUUCACUGUUGUUGGGAUGCAAGAGUUCUUUUACAAUGAAGUACCUCCUAGAAUGAGAACAAUGGGAUUCGCACUAUAUACCAGUGUUUUUGGGGUGGGUAGCUUCUUAAGUGCCAUAUUGAUUUCAGUCCUGGAGGUCUUGACAAGUUCAGAAGGAAGACAAAACUGGUUCUCUGAUGACAUGAGGAAAGCCAGACUAGACAAAUACUAUUGGCUUGUAGCCCUAGCAAGUGCGGUGAGUCUGUUAUUGUAUAUAAUUUUGUGUAGAUGUUACAAAAGCAGGAAAGACCAUGAAAAUAACGACUGUAAAUGAGCUCUUUCUUUUGAGUUUCAACUGCUUUUAAUAUAGAUGUUCUUAACUU
Molecule: messenger RNA, 1872 nt
Organism: Rubroshorea leprosula
Lineage: Eukaryota; Viridiplantae; Streptophyta; Magnoliopsida; Malvales; Dipterocarpaceae
Source: the annotation of a GenBank genome assembly